Phlebotomus papatasi is the source of this 3104-nucleotide messenger RNA. RefSeq lists its product as uncharacterized. Gene Ontology annotation, biological process: regulation of DNA-templated transcription. Lineage: Eukaryota; Metazoa; Arthropoda; Insecta; Diptera; Psychodidae. The coding region runs from base 931 to 2556 and encodes 541 amino acids. The record is from RefSeq and is a predicted model, not a curated record. The transcript has 5 exons. Gene Ontology annotation, molecular function: RNA binding; protein binding.
AUAGUCGUUAUUGAGUGGUGUGCGAUAUGUAGUAAAAUUGUGUAGUAAUUCAUUACAAUCCCAAAUGGCGGGAGGUAUUGUGUUGUCCUGCUCUAACGUGCGGGAGGAUAUUGUGAUUUGAUGUACAAAGUGAGAUGAUGAAGUUUCGGGCGUGACAGAGACCACGGGAUAGAUACCCGGUCUAUUGUGUAUAUUUUUCCGUUUGGAUUCACAACUCGUCGCAUUUUGUACGGAGCUCUUGAGUCUCUCAGUCUCUCAGUCAAGCACAGUCACUACUCCCAGGCAGUUGUGUUGUGUGUCCUCAGUUGGUGGAAUCUUUUUAAAAUUCUGUUGAAGUGAAAUUUCUGUUUUUUUUUUUUAAAUUUUUCCUUGAAGGCAGAGUUUUAUCAUACCAAGGAGGAGCAUCUGAUAGAAUAUACUUGGGAAGAACUAUAUACGGUUUUGUAUAUCACAGUGAUAUUGUGUGUUAGAGGUUCUUUUUUUCUGGACCAAUUCGUGGACAAGAAUUGUGCUAAAGAGUAGGAUUUUUUUCUUUGCAUUUACAACCAUCAUCUAGAGGUCUUUCGGUUGCAAACGAAAGGCACGGAAAAAAGGUUUUUUAGUGAGGAAUUUGUUACACUCAGAGAAACAGUGCUAAACACUAUUGCUCCUGAAAGUUAAGCCCAGAGGAUUGCAACGAGUACUCCAUAGACAUCUUUCCGAGUCAUACAUGAGGAUUUGCUUGACACUGGAAGAGAUCUUUGGGGACAAUUGAAUGAGCAGAUAUUGGGUGCCGGAAAAGUCCUGUGCUGAAAUUGUGUCACGAAUGCGACGUGUGCAUUCGCCAGUGUCACUGCCAGAACCACCAUCACCAUCAGGCAUCAUCGGGAAAGUGUGGCUGGUGGAGGACGUGCGACUGUGGUCGCUGAGGAGGAUUUGGAACGACGGCCGAUGUUAUCAGCCGUAGAGAGUCACCUGGGGCCCAGUCGGGCGUACACACAUCCAUUUGUGGGUCCCACGGUUACGGCUCUCGUGCCCAAUUGCCAUCCGAUCUCAUCAUUUCCGCCCCUAAACACCCCGCCGGCUAAUAUGUCGGCGGCGGAAUUUGCUAGACCACAGCCCAAAGUCAGGUACAAUGGCAAUUUGUCGUCGAGGAGUGCUCUGGCCACGUCUCCACGAUCCAAGUACAUCGAGCAGACGGGUCCGGUGAAUCUGGCCGUUGGAUCAGGCAGUAAUUCACCCAAGAUGGAUACACUGCCACCACCUCAGGUAUCACAGCAGCCGCCGCUACUCUAUGACACCUCCGCCACAUUCUCCCAACCCCUCAGCUACCCAGGUCUCUACGGACGUAGCGCAGCAGCCCAACUGUAUGGGCGCUCUGCCCUGUAUCCUCUGCAUUCGCUGGCGCCGCCUCGGAGUGCACAUGGCACCUACAUUGCCCCUCAGCUGGAUUACCAUCCAACGGCGCCCUUCCUGUCGGCUGUGCCAUAUUCGCCAACGGCGAACCUUCAGCCACCGCCCGCCGAGACGCCUGCUGGUGCUUCAAUACUGAAAAAGAGCCCAACGGUGUCCAACGCCUUCUGCACUCCUAAGGAGUCCAAGAACAGCGUCAGCUUCAAAGUGCCAUCGGGCAAGGAGGGUUCUCUAAAGCAUAGAAUCCUCACUAGGCCCUACAGCGAGCGUGAGUCCACCAAAAGGAAAUCUCCCAGCAGAACAAUCCCAUCGACUGUCGUAAGCAGUACAACGACGGUGAAACCAAACUUCAGCAAAGGUGUCCUCAUUGAUCUGGGCAAUGGCGAAAUGCGUCGAGUGGAGGACAUGCGAACGGAGGACUUUAUCGCCUCUUCGGCAAAGACUCCUGGAUUAGAAUUGGUCGAUUCUACUGUUGUGAAGAUCUCAUCGGGAGGCAGCAGUGACAUGGUCGUAACGCUCAAUUGUGUGAAGCACAAGUCAAAGGUUCACCUGAGCGUUUACCCUGAGCAUCCGUUCUUCGUGUAUCGUCAGGGUUGGGCAUCGUGCAAUCCCGAGGGCACUUUCCGUGUGCACGGGCUCAAGUGUCACCAGUUGCAGGUGGGCGAUGUGUGUAUCUCGCUGCGUCAGAAGGAUCCAAUGCCAAGUGUUCCGGAAUCGACGGCGUUGAGUGUACAAGAGUCUGGUGGUGGUCGAGAACCACCGAUGGCAUCACCUCCGGUGCAGCAGCAACCGCAGAAUCUGUCCCGGAAGCCGGCGCAGCAGAUUGAGGGUGUGACGUAUCAUCCAAAGUAUCGUAGUACAAGUCAAAUGGACAAUCCACCGCCUCAGAGUGCAUCCACGACCAUUAAUCAUAGUAUUCAGAGCAUUGUGAUGAGCAUCAAUGACGAUCAGAGGCGCUACCAGCAGCAUUUCCAUCCACUCCAUCAUCCAACAUACUACAAUCCGCACGAAAUGAUGCCAGCGCCGCGUCCAGAGGAUUCUGCUGCCAUGCAGUCAGAGGCCAAGAAGAGGCGCUGGUCAGCUCCGGACAACAUUCACGACGACGAGAAUGCCUUUGUGGCCGGAGCACCCUAUCCACCACCACACAAACUUGCUAGUCAUUGAAGUUUCUUUUUUUUCCCGGAAGAGAAAAAGGAAAAGCUGAAAAAAGGUAUGUUGAGCGAAAUUUUUCUAAGGAAUGGGAGAGAAAUUUCUCCUGAAAACCAUUUUUUAAUUUUUUGUGAAAUCAAUUGCCACACGAGUUUUUUUUUAGAAUGAGAAAUAAUUGAAAAUAAAAAAAUAUUUGAAUUAAAAUAAAAUGAGAUAAUAAUGUAGUUAGCUGAACUUUCUUAGGAAGUUUUGGUGUAGUUCAAGAAGAUUAAAAUAAAAAAAAUAAAGAAAAGAAGAUGUCAAUAUGCUGAGAAAUACAAAAGAUAAUUUCCCAUUAGGAUUACUUACUCAAAAACAAAAUAAAUAAAUAAAUGAGGAAUACAUAAUUCUUAUUAAAAUGAGACAACUACCUCAAGUUGCAAAGGUAAAAACAAAAAAAAGAGGAGAGAUGCAAGGGAAAGAAUGUGUGGAAAUAAAAAACAAGUGAGGACAAAAUAUACAAAAAAAAAACACUUAAUGUUUAUUAUUUUGUAAAUUAUUGAAAUGAAAAUAUCGAUCUCAUA